AUGUCUCCGGUCCCUACUUUUGAUGACCGCAUUAGAGGUGCUGAUGACGCAUUCAAGUUGACUGUAGAAAAUGCUUUCGACCUGCGGGCAAGAAGUGACGUUAUGCCUACAAGUGUCGCGCCUGCUUGCAGCAGUGAUAUGUUCAAAAGUCCGAACUGCUACCAUAAGCCCCGUGCUAAAUGUUUCAAUCACCGCCUAUCAACCGAGGCCAAGCGUCGCCAGCCGUCCACUUUGAAGGCAGCAGCGAUGUUCUUGAAGGAUCCCGAUCUGAUUUCGUUAUGUGGCGGCCUUCCAUCUCCUGAAUAUUUUCCAUUUGAGAAUCUACAGCUUCAGGUGCCCAGUCGUGAAGCCCUUUCCAAACGGCAUGUGAAUAUGGGAAAGUCCAUGGAAAACAUGGAUAGCGUACUGAGAGCGGGGAAAUCGGAUAUUCGAGAGGGCAAAAGUGUUUACGAUCUCGAGAUUGCGCUUAACUAUGGACAGGCUACUGGUUCUGCGCAGCUAAUGCGCUUUGUCACCGAGCAUACAGAGAUUAUUCACGAUCCUCCUUACUCUGACUGGCAAUGUUGUCUAACAGCGGGCAGCACGUAUGCGUGGGACACAACACUUCGCAUCCUCUGCGAAAAGGGGGAUUUCAUCAUCACGGAGGAGUACACAUUCGCCAGUGCCAUUGAGACAGCUACGCCCCUUGGCCUCCGAGUCCUCGGUGUGGAAAUGGAUGAUUAUGGUUUGGUGCCAGAGGCCCUAGAUGAUAGUCUGAACAACUGGAAUUAUCAGACCCGUGGUGCACGCAAACCGUUUCUGCUCUAUCUGAUCCCAACAGGGCAAAAUCCCACCGGCGCCACUAUGCCUCUGGCUCGACGAGAGGCUAUCUAUAAAGUGGCGCAAAAGCAUGACCUCUUUAUCGUGGAGGAUGAGCCUUACUACUUCCUCCAAAUGCAGGCCUACUGUUCAAGAGGUACUGAGCCGGCGUCUGAAGUUUCUCGAGGAGAAUUUUUGGCGUCUCUUGUUCCAUCAUUCCUCAGUCUAGAUUCGGACGGCCGUGUGCUCCGCAUGGAAUCGUUCUCUAAAGUCAUUUCCCCUGGCGCACGAACCGGAUGGAUUGUGGCUUCUCAACAACUCGUGGAUCGAUUUGCUCGCAAUUUUGAGGUGUCCUCGCAACACCCAAGCGGAAUCUCCCAACUCGCUCUGUUCAAGCUCCUCGACGAAUACUGGGGCCAUGCCGGAUAUAUUGAUUGGCUGAUCAACCUCCGAAUAGAGUACAGCAGAAGGAGGGAUGUAAUGAUUCAUGCUUUUGAAAAAUUCUUGCCGAAAGAGGUUGCUCGUUGGAAAGUCCCUGCAGCCGGAAUGUUUUGUUGGAUCGAGAUUGAAUGGCGAAAGCACCCUGGCAUGGCCUUGAAAGGCGACCAUGACUCUAUUGAAGAAGAGAUUUUCCUGUCUGCCGUCCAGAACCAGGUCCUUCUGUCUCGUGGCAGCUGGUUUAAGGCAAAUUCUGCCCAGCAGGAGAACCGUAUGUUUUUCCGUGCGACGUUUGCUGCUGCCUCACCAGAAAAGAUGGUCGAAGCUAUUCGCCGAUUUUCAGAUGUUCUGAGGGUUCAAUUUCAUAUAAGCCUCUGA
Molecule: messenger RNA, 1614 nt
Organism: Penicillium arizonense
Lineage: Eukaryota; Fungi; Ascomycota; Eurotiomycetes; Eurotiales; Aspergillaceae
Product: aminotransferase-like domain-containing protein
Exons: 8
Coding region: 1-1614 (537 amino acids)
Biological process (GO): aromatic amino acid catabolic process; L-tyrosine biosynthetic process
Molecular function (GO): aromatic-amino-acid:2-oxoglutarate transaminase activity; L-2-aminoadipate:2-oxoglutarate transaminase activity; pyridoxal phosphate binding
Source: RefSeq, a predicted model, not a curated record